This is a messenger RNA of Choloepus didactylus (southern two-toed sloth), 1929 nucleotides long. It is a transcript of the gene CHAT, whose product is annotated as choline O-acetyltransferase. Gene Ontology annotation, cellular component: neuron projection; cytoplasm. Gene Ontology annotation, molecular function: choline O-acetyltransferase activity. Lineage: Eukaryota; Metazoa; Chordata; Mammalia; Pilosa; Megalonychidae. Gene Ontology annotation, biological process: acetylcholine biosynthetic process; neuromuscular synaptic transmission. The transcript has 14 exons. The coding region runs from base 1 to 1929 and encodes 642 amino acids. The record is from RefSeq and is a predicted model, not a curated record.
AUGCCCAUCCUGGAAAAAGCCUCCCGUAAGGUGGCAGCAAAAGCUCCCAGCAGCGAAGAGGAGCCGGAGCUGCCCAAACUGCCAGUGCCCCCGCUGCCGCAGACCCUGGCCACCUACCUGCGGUGCGUGAGGCACCUGGUGUCCGAGGAGCAGUUCCAGAAGAGCCAGGCCAUCGUGCAGCGGUUUGGGGCUCCCGGUGGCCUCGGCGAGGCCCUGCAGCAGAAGCUCCUGGAGCGGCAGGAGAAGACAGCAAACUGGGUCUCCAAGUACUGGCUGAACGACAUGUACCUCAACAACCGCCUGGCCCUGCCGGUCAACUCCAGCCCAGCUGUGAUCUUUGCCCGGCAGUGCUUCCAGGACACCAACGACCAGCUACGGUUUGCCGCCAGCCUCAUCUCCGGCGUGCUCAGCUACAAGGCCCUGCUGGACAGUCACUCCAUCCCCACCGACUCUGCUAAGGGCCAGCUGUCAGGGCAGCCCCUCUGCAUGAAGCAAUACUACCAGCUCUUCUCCUCCUAUCGGCUCCCCGGCCACACCCAGGACACACUGGUGGCCCAGAAAAGCAGCAUCAUGCCGGAGCCCGAGCACAUCAUCGUGGCCUGCUGCAACCAGUUCUUUGUCUUGGAUGUUGUCAUUAAUUUCCGCCGUCUCAGUGAGGGGGAUCUGUUCACUCAGUUGAGAAAGAUAGUCAGGAUGGCUUCCAACGAGGACGAACGCUUGCCCCCAAUCGGCCUGCUGACGUCCGACGAGAGGAGCAAGUGGGCCGAGGCCAGGACGGUCCUCCUGAAAGACUCCACCAACCGAGACUCGCUGGACAUGAUCGAGCGCUGCGUCUGCCUCGUGUGCCUGGACGCCCCGGGCGGUGAGGGGCCCAGCGACGCCAGCGCGGCCCUACAGCUCCUUCACGGCGGGGGCUGCAGCAGGAACGGGGCCAACCGCUGGUACGACAAGUCCCUGCAGUUUGUGGUGGGCAGGGACGGCGUCUGCGGCGUGGUGUGUGAGCACUCCCCGUUCGACGGCAUCGUCCUGGUGCAGUGCACGGAGCACCUGCUCAGACACAUGGUGAAGAGCCCCAAGAGGCUGGUCCGAGCCAACUCCGUCAGCGAACUCCCGGCCCCCAGGAGGCUGAGGUGGAAAUGCUCCCCCGAAAUUCAGGGCCACUUGGCAUCCUCGGCAGAAAAACUUCAACGAAUAGUAAAGAAUCUCGACUUCGCUGUCUAUAAGUUUGACAAGUACGGCAAAGAGUUCAUUAAGAAGCAGAAAUGCAGCCCUGAUGCCUUCAUUCAGGUGGCCCUCCAGCUGGCUUUCUACAGGCGCCACGGGAAGCUCGUGCCCACCUACGAGAGCGCGUCCAUCCGGCGGUUCCGGGAGGGAAGGGUGGACAACAUCAGGUCCGCGACCCCUGAAGCGCUGGCUUUCGUGAAAGCAGUGACUGACCACCAGGCUGCCGUGCCGGACUGCGAGAAGCUGCUGCUCUUGAAGGACGCCAUCCGCGCUCAGACCGAGUACACCGUGAUGGCCAUCACAGGGAUGGCCAUUGACAACCACCUGCUGGGACUGCGGGAGGUGGCCCGGGAAGUGUGCGAAGAGCUGCCCGAGAUGUUCACGGAUGAAACGUACUUGACAAGCAACCGGUUUAUCCUUUCUACCAGCCAGGUGCCCACGAGCAUGGAGAUGUUUUGCUGCUAUGGUCCUGUGGUUCCCAACGGCUACGGCGCCUGCUAUAACCCCCAGCCAGCCAGCAUCCUGUUCUGCAUUUCCAGCUUUCACGGCUGCCAAGAUACUUCUUCCAGCAAGUUUGCAAAAGCUGUGGAAGAAAGCCUCGUGGAAAUGCGAGACCUCUGCAGCCUGCCACAGCCUGCCAGGCCCAAAGCACCACCCACUGCGAAGGAAAAAGCUGCCACAUCUGGCCAGGGGCACAAAGUUUGA